This is a messenger RNA of Lathyrus oleraceus (garden pea), 1655 nucleotides long. Its product is annotated as transcription factor TCP17. The record is from RefSeq and is a predicted model, not a curated record. Bases 241 to 1341 code for a protein of 366 amino acids. NCBI's taxonomy places the organism in Eukaryota, Viridiplantae, Streptophyta, Magnoliopsida, Fabales, Fabaceae. Gene Ontology annotation, cellular component: nucleus. Gene Ontology annotation, molecular function: sequence-specific DNA binding; DNA-binding transcription factor activity. The transcript has 2 exons.
UUAUUCAAUUCCGGCAUCUUCCUUUUUCCAACCUUGAAGGUUCAACUCAACUUCUUCUUCAUCAACAUUAUUUUCUUACUAUCAAAUCCAAAACCAAGCUUCAAACUGUCAAACUUUUCUCCACCCUCUAUCCAAAAACAUAGUUCAAAUCUCAUCAUUCACUACUUAUAAGAAUGAACCUACUAAAAGUGGAAGGAAAAUUUUCUUCACCUAGCAACCAACAAUGAAAGAAAUUACAAGAUGAACAAGAACUCAAAAGAAGCUGAUCAAUUUCCAUUGAAACAAGAGAUUCAUCAAAACUCAAAUGAUCAACAAGAAAAAGAAAAGGUUUCGUCAUCAUCGUUAAACUCGUUAUCUUCGUCGCAAUGGCCGAGAUUGAAAGAUCCAAGAAUUGUUAGAGUAUCAAGAGCCUUUGGUGGAAAAGAUAGACAUAGCAAAGUUUGCACUAUAAGAGGAUUAAGAGAUAGAAGAAUAAGACUUUCAGUUCCAACAGCUAUUCAACUUUAUGAUCUUCAAGAUAGGUUAGGGCUUAAUCAACCUAGUAAAGUUGUUGAUUGGUUACUUAAUAUUGCUAAACAUGAGAUUGAUCAACUUCCACCUUUACCUAAUUUUCCACCUCUAGGAGGGAAUUUCAACUUCGGUUUUCCUUUUCCGACUAACGAAUCCAUCAACACCGACGCAAACACUUCUCAAACUCAUCAACACUUGUUGAAUUUCAAUAGGAGUAACAAUAUUCACUGGGACGGUUCGUCUUCGAGCCAUGAAUCGAAAGAGGUUUCGAGAGAAAUGGUUAUGGAGAAAGGAAAUUAUUGGGUGAAUAAUAGAAGUACUACUCAUGAAGAUGAAAAUGUUAACACAAAGCAAGGUAGUAACAAUGUUGAAGUUCCUAGUGCAAUUGUUUUACCUAAUAGUAACAAUUUCUUGCAAAGACCAAACCACCCUUCAUUUCUUGGUUUGUUAAAUACCAUGCCAUUUGGUUCUAGUUACAAUUGGGGAGUUUCUUCUUCAAAUGAAGGUUUUGCAAAUCAAGAAGAUGUUAAUGCAAUUGCAUCUUUGCCACCAAUGUUGUCUUUAUCAACUGGAAAUUCUUCUCAAAUGUUGUUUGGAACAUCACAAUCAUAUUUUUCUUCAAAUGUGAAUGCAAUGGAGAUGGAACAUCAUCAACAUCAUCAACAUCAUCAACAACAACAUCAAAGACAAAUGAACAAUCAUUAUCAUCAAAUGUUGAGUUCGUCGAGUUCGCAAAAUCCGUUGAAUAAUUCUCUCAACAAUCCAUCUUUCAGUUUGGCCAAAUUUCUACAAAGUUCAUCAAAUAAAGAACAAGGUUUCUCUCCAAAGUGAUCUUACUUAAAGACACAAAUACAAAAGGUUAUCUUAUUUGAAUUCUCCUCUUCUCAAAAUUUGCAUGGUUCUUGAAGAUUGUGUGAUGAGGAAACUAGUUUCUUUAGUUAUAGUUAUAUAUUGGGAUUUGAAUAAUCAUCACUUAUUAUUUGUUUUGUGAGUGCUUGUUUGGAUUUUUUUUUCAUAGUUUCUUGCUAUUUUAGGCAAACCCUUUAGUUUGAAUCUAUUUGCUUUCUAAGAGUGAUGAUUUAUAAGCUCUUUUUCAUUUGAUAAUUUAAUGUUUGAAUCAUAUAAUACACUUGCAAAUUGGUUUA